This is a messenger RNA of Iphiclides podalirius (scarce swallowtail), 1305 nucleotides long. Lineage: Eukaryota; Metazoa; Arthropoda; Insecta; Lepidoptera; Papilionidae. The record is from the annotation of a GenBank genome assembly.
AUGGUAAAUGAACGAGUGUUCAAUGCAGAAUCUAAGCUUCAGAUUGUUCCUGUCAACCUAGAACAAUCUCUAUUAUCAGAGUCCGUAGAAAUCCCACCAUUGCCUGAUUUAUCAAACCUGAAGACUCACAGAGAUGGCCAAUUUCUGUUUGAAACGUUCACACCAUUAGGCCUUUCUAAACAUCAAUUCAAUUUAAGGAGGAAGUCCAAUUUAAAUUUCAUUAAACCCCAAUCUAAGUCUCUACUGAUCACACAAUUUUCAGCCCCCAGGGAUGAUUUCUUAAAAACACUGAUAUCAUGUAGAGUAAGCACAUAUGACAAACCAAAUGCCAGUCAAAACCUUCAUAAUGUCUCUAUAAUGUCAUACUCGAACAAAGUGAACGAAACCAUAGCUGAGUGCUCAUCCGGUUUCACGAAGCAACAAAUCUCGAGGUUACUUUCAACUAAGAAGACAAGCAGUUCCAAAAAGUUUAAAUACAAGACUGACAGACCAAACAUUAGCAUAAAGAAAGGUGGCCUAUUCAAUGAGUCCAUUUCUUCCAACGAAAGCAGUGGACUCUUUCGUAGCUAUUCAUCGCCAAAUCUAUUUGAGAACAGAGAGAGAAGGCCUAUUUGUAAGGGCAGAGCGAGAAAAUUAUCUAUAAUGAAAGAAGAUAGUCCCGAUAAUAUUUUAGAAGUGUCCGGUAUUGUUGCUUUAGACAAAAAUAGCAAUUCUAGCACACCUCAAGGUAUUUGUGGCUUAGACAGCGCAAAAUUAAACAUAUCUAAAGAACCUAUUGCACUUAAAGCUAACGGACCAGGAGAUGUAUCAAACAACGUUUUUAGUAGGGUACAAUUUGAUUUGGAUAAGGAAAUUGCAAAUGGAAGUAUAUGCUUAAAAACAUCACCUAAGGAACAUAAUAGUAUUGAAUUCCUGGAAUUAGUGAAGACAGAAACACCCAAAGCCAACCCGCAGGUCAUAAGGAAAACAAGCUCCUUGGAGAAGAUUAUAAACCGCUUUAAGAAGGUCCGUGCUAAUGUUUUACCGUCGGAAUCGUUCGAAACACCGAACAUUAAAACGAUUGUCGAAGAGAAAGAGAACAAUUUCAAUGCGGUAAAUGUGGAUGUGUUCACUGCAAACAAAACCCUAUUGCCUGAUCUAAUAAGUCCGAGUUUCAGUGUGAUACCAAAGAAAACCAUCAGCAACUAUUAUGAUGAUUUUUGUCUGGAUAUGGACGAUGAACCGCAGCCCAGGAGACCUAGAGAGAGCCUUGGAACCGUUUUGGGCGUCGACCACACAUUCUUAGAUCAGUGUGACCUAAUUGAC